Molecule: messenger RNA, 10022 nt
Organism: Ahaetulla prasina
Lineage: Eukaryota; Metazoa; Chordata; Lepidosauria; Squamata; Colubridae
Gene: ERICH3
Product: glutamate rich 3
Exons: 17
Coding region: 156-9539 (3127 amino acids)
Source: RefSeq, a predicted model, not a curated record
UCUGUCUGGCGCGGGGCGAGGCGAAGCAGCGCAGGUCUCCAGGCGCUGAGAAUGAAAGUUCUCAUUUAAAAAGCAUCCAGCCUGUUAGCGCCCCAAAGCUGCCCUUUGGGUUUCCAGUGCAUCCUCCUCACACCAAAAAGAGCUAAUCUGUAAGCAUGAAUCAUCCCCAUUCUGGAUAUCUUGCAAAUUACAACAGCUUAACAGACAAGCAUCUUGCAGGCUAUUUCAGCAACACCAGGAUAAAACGCCAUCUGCGGAGGUCAGGACUGAUCUCAAGAAGUGGAAAAAUAAUAUCAGACAAGGAAUACCGGUUAAAUGCCAUGAAGAAAGAUCAUCAGAAGUAUAUACGGGAAUGCUUGGCUCAGGCUAUUUUCCACAAAGCUCUUGAUAUGGAACGACAUCACCAGGGUGAUGUAAAAAGAAAAGUUGAGAGUUCGGCAAAGCGAGAGCGGAUCCAGCGAACCAAGGCGGAACGAGCGAGAAAGGCAACAGAUGGUUCCCAUCACUUGCUUUCCCCACAUCCACCCACUGUACCAAGAAAUCGCUUUGGGCGGCGCAAAUUGGGUGAGAGAGGACCAUCAAGUCACACGAUUUCUUAUCCUCGACCAAGCACUGCUCCAGGAAACAUACAACAGCCACUCCGACUUCAGCCCCUCUACGGAAAUGUCGUGACUGAAGGUUCAUCAAAGACUGGUUUGAGCUCCAGACCAAAGUUUCUCACCAUUGACAAAGAAUAUCAUUUUACUAGUGAGGGGGACAGAGGGACAUUAAGGCCUGUGCAUUCAAUGGAUUAUUCAGUUGAAGUAUCCCCAUACAGACUUCCCAUUAUUAACAAUUAUAUGAUACCUAUUCCACAACCACCCAGAAGUGACAAAACUAUCAUCCCCAUGAAACCUGUGGGAAGAGGUCGACGGUUUCGCCCUACAACAACUUCAUCAAAUGGCCUGGAUCAGUUGCUAAUGAAGGACGCUGGAAAAUUCUGCAAGCCUCAAAUACAUAGCAAUGCAUCUGUUACCAUGGUCUAUUUGGGAAAAACCGUCCACCUUUCGUAUGACCUUUUAGAUUAUCGAGAGGAAAUAAAAAUUUACCAACAGCAUUGUGGAGGAGAAAACCUAUGUGUGUACCGAGGCAAACUGCUGGAGGGAGAAACGUUUCAGUUCAUCUCCAGGAGGCAUUACGGCUUCCCCUUCAGUCUCACCUUUUAUCUCAAUGGAAUUCAGGUGGACCGAUUAAGUUCUUGCUGUGAAUAUAAGCAUCGGAAAGGUACUCGGCUAGGAGGCAAGCAUGGAUACUUUGGUUUCGUCAAUGUGGAAAGGUCAUCUCCUUGCUAUAGGUGUAUCAUUACAAUGGGCCUGGACAAAAAGCCUACACCUCCAAAAAAGAAGACUCUUGAAGAAAGUGCAAAACUGGAAGAUUGGAAGAAAGAGGAAGUGACACACAAGCCGAAAGAGGAAAAAAAACUAUUACCGACCCACUUUCCUUCAGCUUCUGCAUUAAAGAAACGAGCUGCAGAACGUGCUGAAGAAAAGAAAUUGGAGACCAAAAAAAGAGAAAAAGAUAAAGAUGAAUUUGAGGAUACCCAGAAAACUGCUACUUAUGAAGCAUAUGAGGAAGAUUUUGAAGCUGAUGAAGAGAAACCAGUUGAGAAAGUUGAGAAAGUUGGAAAAGUUGAGAAACUUGAGAAAGUGGAGAAAAUUGAGAAAGAAGCACGUGCUGAUGAUCAAAUGAGUGAAAAAGGGAAGCCGCUCUCUGAAGGGGAAACAGACCGUUCUGAUCGUGAAAGGAAAAGGAAAGUCUCGUCACAGAAAUCUUCACGGACUUCUGAUAGUGAGCGAGAUGAAAGCGAGGGAUAUACGGAAAGCUACACAGAGGAAGAGGAGAGAAAACACGGUAGAAAACAAUUGCUUUCUGUCUCCGGCAGCAGCACAUUAUACAGCAGUGGAACCGAAUCCGAGUUUGAAGGCAGGAAGCGUGAUGAGGAGGAAGACAUCACAGACAUUCAUUCAGAAUGUGAAACAGAAACCACCAAAUCUCAACGGGAAGGAAGUCAGGGAACCGAUGUGGAAGAAGAGGAAAACUUGGGGGAGACAGAAACAGAAAGCUUGAGCACCAAGAAUGUGCCAGAUAUCUUCUAUGAAGAAAAAGUGGAGAUGACCCUUCAGGACAUGAGUCCGGGCCAUGAGAAGCUCAAGCUUAUAGGGCUGGUAGACAUGGGGGAGGAGGAAGAGAAGGAUAAGUUAGUGCAUUUGAAAAGCAGUGCUCUAGAAGGAUAUCCGAGCAGGAAGCUUUCUGAAGAUAAGGAAGGUGAUCGUAAAUCGGUCAGAGAGAAAAUAGCUGAGGCUAUUGAAAAAGAUCAGCUUUUGAGUUCUGAACCUGAACCUAGUGAUUACAGUACAGAGGAUGAGGAAGAACAUAUAGCAGUUGCUCAAGGUAAAUUUGAAGUGCCAGAUGGAGUUUCCUUGGCAAAACGAUCAAGAAGGACUGAAUCGCUAAAGGCUGCAGAGCAAUUGAAAAAAGAGAGAGAGAUGAUGGGCAAGGAAGGAAUAAUUGAGGAAGAGGAGCUUGUAGUUGGCAAAGGCCCUAAAGAAGCAGCUCUAACAGAAGAACUGCUAGCCGCCCAAAGACCAAGUCUUAGAGGAGACCAGGCACUAAAACCUGAACUUGUGGCAGGAAAAAGAGAAUGGGGGAGAGAACCCACAGAAUCAGAACUGGCCAGUUUAGAAAAAGAAAUAACCCCCAAGGAUGGAAAAAUGGAGAGCAUGGCAAAAGCAUGGAAAAAUGGAGAAAUGGCAAAAGAACAGAAAGCUGCUGACAGAGAGGACGUUCUAGGGGGAUUUAGAUCAGAAGAGGAAGAAGCUAAAGACGCCCAAAGAGCAGCAAAGAGAGAAGAACAUGUGCGAUGGCGGGUCCCUGAGGGAGAAGGGGCAGAAGUCACUGAGGCACCAAAAGCUUUAAAGACGAGAGAAUUAGAAGGAAUUAAGGCAGUGGACAGAGACAUGCUUGAAGCAAAAGAAAAGAUGAAAGGAGAAUAUGAAACAGCUAAAGAUUGGGAGGCAACAUUUGCAGAAAAGAUCAGUAUGGGAGAGGUACCAGAAAAGGUGGCAGAAGCUGAACCCAAAGAAAAGGUAAUUUUUCAAGAAAAAAAAGAUAAAGCAGAGGCCGGAAAAAAAGCUGACAUAAUGGGAAAGGAAAGAAAGGAUGAGGCAUUUUUGAGGGAAGAUGAGGAGGGAAAAUAUGAAUUGAGGCCCAUGGAAACAGAACUUAGACCACCACAAUUAAAAAUGGAAGAUGUUCUCUAUGAAGAUGAAAAAGCAGCUGCUGCAGAAAAGGCAGCAGCUGGUGGAAGAGAGGUUCCAUCUAAAAUUGGAGAAACAGUCCAAGACAUUUCAUCCAGAUGGGAUGAAGAUUUAUACCAAGAAUAUCCAGAUGUGACUGGAAUGAAAGCCAUAUCUACAGAAGAUUUAACCCUCAAGAAAAUAAAGCCUUUGGUGGGAGAGGCCUUCCUUGACCAUGAAAUUGAAAUAACUGAGGAAGAUAAGUUAGCAGGCAAACCAUAUUCUGAAAGAGAGAAAGGCAGGCAAGCAAGAGCAAAAGAUAUUUUGGCAAUUGAGCAAACAACCCAAGGAGAAAAGGCUAUAGUACAACCUGUAGAAAGAGGAGCUGACGAAAGAGGAAGAGAAGAAAGGUUAAAGUCCAAAAUGGCAGCUCCAGAAGAGAAAUUGGACUUGGAGAAAGAAGGGCUUUAUAUUGAACCCGGUUUAGAAUCUAUGGCAGUGCUGAUGGAAGAAUUAGCGAAGACGGAAAAGGCAAAAGGAGAGAUGUGGGUUGAAGAGGCAAAAGGAGAAAUAAAAGGAUUGUCUCCAAGACAGAAAAUGAUUGAAGAACAACAGAAAGCACUCAGAAGAAAGACAGAAAUUGAAGAGGAAGGCACUGAGAGGGAAUUUAAAGAAGAGGCAGAAAUAGAUGAGACAGAAGUGAAAACUAAAGGGAAAGUAGGAAAAGGAGAGGUAGGAAAGAAAAUGGAAUAUCCAUGGGAAGCAGAAGGAGACAUGGCACUUAAAAGGGAGGCAGAAACUGGAGAGGCUAAAGUCAGUGUGGGACGUGAGGGAGAGUUAGAAGUCACAGAGGCAGAAGCUGACAUGACACUUAAAGGGGAAGCAGAAAGAAGACUUACCAAAGCUACAUUGCUACCCAAAGACAGGUUAGAUGCUAAAGAAGCAAUAGUUGACAUAACACUUAAAGGGGAGGCAGAAACUGAACAUGCCAAAGCUAAGGUAGGACCUAAAGGGGAAUUAUAUCCUGAAGAAGCAGAAGCUGAGAUGAUAUUUGAAAGAGAGGCAGAAACUGGACAUGUCAAAGUUAAAGUGGGACCAAAAGGGGAGUUACAUGCUGAAGAAGCAGAAGCUGAGAUAACACUUGAAAGAGAGGCAGAAAUUGGACGUGUGAAAGCUAAGGUGGGACCUAAAGGGGAGUUAUAUCCUGAAGAAGCAGAAGGUGAGAUGAUAUUUGAAAGAGAGGCAGAAACUGGACGUGUCAAAGUUAAGGUGGGGCCUAAAGGGGAGUUAUAUCCUGAAGAAGCAGAAGCUGAGAUAACACGUAAAAGAGACGGAGAGCCUGGAUCUGUCAAAGCUGACGUGGGGCCUAAAGGGGAGUUAUAUCCUGAAGAAGCAGAAGCUGAGAUGACACUUGAAAGAGAGGCAGAGCCUGAACAUGUCAAAGCUAAGGUGGGGCCUAAAGGGGAGUUAUAUCCUGAGGAAGCAGAAGCUGAGAUGACACUUGAAAGAGAAGCAAAAACUGGACGUCUCAAAGCUAAAGUGGGACCUAAAGAAGGAUUAUAUCCUGAAGAAGCAGAAGUUGAGAUGCCACUUGAAAGAGAAGCAGAAAUUGGACGUGUCAAAGCUAAGUUGGAACCUGAAGGGGAAUUAUAUGCUGAAGAAGCAGAAGCUAAGAUGAUAUUUGAAAGAGAGAUAGAACCUGGACGUGUCAAAGCUAAGGUGGGAGCUAAAGGGGAAUUAUAUCCUGAAGAAGCAGAAGCUGAGGUGCCGUUUAAAAGGGAAGCAGAAAUUGGACGUGUCAAAGCUAAGAUGGAACCUGAAGGGGAAUUAUAUGCUGAAGAAGCAGAAGCUAAGAUGAUAUUUGAAAGAGAGAUAGAACCUGGACGUGUCAAAGCUAAGAUGGGAGCUAAAGGGGAAUUAUAUCCUGAAGAAGCAGAAGCUGAGGUGCCGUUUGAAAGAGAGGCAGAAAUUGGACGUGUGAAAGCUAAGGUGGGACCUAAAGGGGAGUUAUAUCCUGAAGAAGCAGAAGGUGAGAUGAUAUUUGAAAGAGAGGCAGAAACUGGACGUGUCAAAGUUAAGGUGGGGCCUAAAGGGGAGUUAUAUCCUGAAGAAGCAGAAGCUGAGAUAACACGUAAAAGAGACGGAGAGCCUGGAUCUGUCAAAGCUGACGUGGGGCCUAAAGGGGAGUUAUAUCCUGAAGAAGCAGAAGCUGAGAUGAUAUUUGAAGAGAGGCAGAGCCUGAACAUGUCAAAGCUAAGAGAAGCAAAAACUGGACGUCUCAAAACUAAAGUGGGACCUAAAGAAGGAUUAUAUCCUGAAGAAGCAGAAGUUGAGAUGCCACUUGAAAGAGAAGCAGAAAUUGGACGUGUCAAAGCUAAGUUGGAACCUGAAGGGGAAUUAUAUGCUGAAGAAGCAGAAGCUAAGAUGAUAUUUGAAAGAGAGAUAGAACCUGGACGUGUCAAAACUAAGGUGGGAGCUAAAGGGGAAUUAUAUCCUGAAGAAGCAGAAGCUGAGGUGCCGUUUAAAAGGGAAGCAGAAAUUGGACGUGUCAAAGCUAAAAUGGAACCUGAAGGGGAAUUAUAUGCUGAAGAAGCAGAAGCUAAGAUGAUAUUUGAAAGAGAGAUAGAACCUGGACGUGUCAAAGCUAAGAUGGGAGCUAAAGGGAAAUUAUAUCCUGAAGAAGCAGAAGCUGAGGUGCCGUUUAAAAGGGAAGCAGAAAUUGGACGUGUCAAAGCUAAGAUGGAACCUGAAGGGGAAUUAUAUGCUGAAGAAGCAGAAGCUAAGAUGAUAUUUGAAAGAGAGGCAGAACCCGGACGCGUCAAAGCUAAGGUGGGAGCUAAAGGGGAAUUAUAUCCUGAAGAAGCAGAAGCUGAGGUGCCGGAAUUAUAUCCUGAAGAAACAGAAGCUGAGGUGCCAUUUAAAAGGGAAGCAGAACCUGGAUAUGUCAAAGCUAAGGUGGUGCCUAAAGGGGAUUUAUAUGCUGAGGAAGCAGAACCUGACAUGACAUUUAAAAGGGAAGCAGAACCUGGACGUGUCAAAACUAAGGUGGGAGCUAAAGGGGAAUUAUAUCCUGAAGAAGCAGAAGCUGAGGUGCCGUUUAAAAGGGAAGCAGAAAUUGGACGUGUCAAAGCUAAGAUGGAACCUGAAGGGGAAUUAUAUGCUGAAGAAGCAGAAGCUAAGAUGAUAUUUGAAAGAGAGAUAGAACCUGGACGUGUCAAAGCUAAGAUGGGAGCUAAAGGGGAAUUAUAUCCUGAAGAAGCAGAAGCUGAGGUGCCGUUUAAAAGGGAAGCAGAAAUUGGACGUGUCAAAGCUAAGAUGGAACCUGAAGGGGAAUUAUAUGCUGAAGAAGCAGAAGCUAAGAUGAUAUUUGAAAGAGAGGCAGAACCCGGACGCGUCAAAGCUAAGGUGGGAGCUAAAGGGGAAUUAUAUCCUGAAGAAGCAGAAGCUGAGGUGCCGUUUAAAAGGGAAGCAGAAAUUGGACGUGUCAAAGCUAAGAUGGAACCUGAAGGGGAAUUAUAUGCUGAAGAAGCAGAAGCUAAGAUGAUAUUUGAAAGAGAGGCAGAACCCGGACGUGUCAAAGCUAAGAUGGAACCUGAAGGGGAAUUAUAUGCUGAAGAAGCAGAAGCUAAGAUGAUAUUUGAAAGAGAGAUAGAACCUGGACGUGUCAAAGCUAAGAUGGGAGCUAAAGGGGAAUUAUAUCCUGAAGAAACAGAAGCUGAGGUGCCAUUUAAAAGGGAAGCAGAACCUGGAUAUGUCAAAGCUAAGGUGAUGCCUAAAGGGGAUUUAUAUGCUGAGGAAGCAGAACCUGACAUGACAUUUAAAAGGGAAGCAGAACCUGGACGUGUCAAAGCUAAGGUGGGACCUAUAGGGGAGUUAUAUGCUGAAGAAGCAGAAGCUGAGGUGAUGUUUAAAAGGGAAGCAGAACCUGGACGUGUCAGAGCUAAGGUGGUGCCUGAAGGGGAUUUAUAUGCUGAGGAAGCAGAACCUGACAUGACAUUUAAAAGGGAAGCAGAACCUGGACGUGUCAAAGCUAAGGUGGUGCCUGAAGGGGAUUUAUAUGCUGAGGAAGCAGAACCUGAUAUGACACUUGAAAGAGAGGCAGAAACUGGACAUGUCAAAGCUAAGGUGGGACCUAUAGGGGAGUUAUAUGCUGUAGAAGCAGAAGCUGAGGUGACGUUUAAAAGGGAAGCAGAAACUGGAUGGGUCCAAGCUAAGGUGGUACCUAAAGGAGAUUUAUAUGCUGAAGAAGCAGAAGCGGAGAUGACACUUGAAAGAGAAGCAGAAACUGGAUUGAUUAAAGCUAGGGUGGUACCUAAAGGGGAGUUAUAUGCUGAAGAAGCAGAAGCUGAGGUGACAAUUACAUGGAAAGCAGAGACUGGACAGGUUAAAGCUAAGGUGGGACCUAAAGGGGAGUUAGAUGCUGAAGCAGCAGAAGCUGAGUUGACAGUUGCAUGGAAAGCAGAAACUCGACAGGUCAAAGCUAAAGUGGCACCUAAAGAGGAGUUAUAUGCUGAAGAAGCAGAAGAUGAAAUGAUACUUAAAAAAGAGGCAGAGACUGGACAACUGGACAAGGUGAUAACCGAAGGGUGGCUAGAUGUUGGAGAAGCAGAAGCUGAGGUAACAGUUAAGGAAAAAGCAAAAACUAUAGAGGCAGAAUCUGAUAAGCUAGCUGAAAGGGAAUUAGAACUCAAAGUGGCUGAAUUUGAGGGAACACUUAAAAAGGGGACAGAAGGCAAGGUUGCCUUGAAGUGGAAACCAGAAACCGGAGAGGCAGAGGCUGAGGUGAUAUCUAAAGGGGAAUUAGAAGUUGAAGAAGCAGAAGCUGAGUUGACAUUUAAAGAAAAGGCAUUAGAGAAAGCACUUAAACAAAAGGCAGUAAUUAUAGAGGAAGAGGCUGAUGUGAUACCUAAAGAGGAAUUAGAAUUUGAAGCUGAGGGGACACUCAAAAGGAAGGCAGAAACUGGACUGGCCAAAGCUAAGAUGGUGCCUAAAGGGGAGUUAGGUGCUGAAGAAGCAGAAGCCGAGAUGACACUUAAGAGGGAAGGAAAAACUAUAGAAGCAGAGUCUGAAAUGAUAGCUGGAAAGGACUUAGAAGCAGAAGAGGCAGAAGCUGAGGGGACACUUAAAAAGAAGGCAGAAGGCAAAAUAGCCUUGGAACAGAAGGCAAAAACUGUAAAGCCAGAGACUGAGGUAGCAUUUGAAGAGGCAGGAAUUAAAGUUGUACCAAAACGCCAGGAAGCAGAAACAGAAGAUUCAGAAGGAAAGGGAGAAGUGCUUUCUGUCGUCAUAGGCUCUCUAAAUGAAACCACCUUUGGAGAGCAAGGGUUAGUCACCAGGAGAGAAGAAAUUAUAGCAGAAAUAAAACAUACCUCUGAAUCAGCCCCACAAAAAGAAGCAUUUGUUGGAGGAGAUAUGAAAAAGCAGGAAAUGAAAAAAGAACCUGGUCUCCAAACUGGAGUAUCUGAUGAAGCUGAAACAAGGGAAACAUUUCUUUACAUGGAAGUACAGGAGGAAGUCAUAGCUCCCGAAGAAGAGAAGGAACAGGAUGAAUCAGACACAGGAGAAGAGAUGAGAGAAGGAAUGAUAACACUUGCAGAUGUAGAAGAAGCUCUCUUAAUAGGGAUACAGCAGCUGAUAACAGAAGUAUCACAGAUCAAUGAAAAAGAAAAAGAUAAAGAAGAACCUCUGAUGGAAAGAUCAGCAGAAGAAGAAUCAACUCAGGAGUGUCCCACGAGUGAAGAUUUUUUUGCUGUUGUAGUAGAAGAAGAAAGGGAAACCAUUGAGAGCAGUAACAGUGAGGGGGAAGGAAUUGGGGAGCCUUCAGAAGGAACAGGAGAUCCUUCAGAAGAAGGAACAGGAGAGCAUUCAGAAGAAGGAACAGGAGAGCCUUCAGAAGAAGGAACAGGAGAGCCUUCAGAGGAAGGAACUGGGGAACCUUCAGAAGAAGGAACAGGAGAACCUUCAGAAGAAGGAACUGGAGAACCUUCGGAAGAAGAAACAGGGGAGCCUUCAGAAGAAGGAACAGGGGAGCCUUCAGAAGAAGGAACAGGAGAGCCUUCAGAAGAAGGAACAGGAGAGCCUUUUGAAGAAGGAACAGGGGAGCCUUCAGAAGAAACUCCUUCAGAUGAAAAAGAUGGAAAUAUAAACUGCGAAAUGGGAUUGGAGGAGACUACAGAUGAAACCAUCACAAUGACAAAUACCAUUCUUUGGAGCUCCCAGGAGUAUGAGAGAGAGUGUCACCAAGAUCCUACUGGAUCUGACUGAGAAGAGAGACACCUAGACUGAAGAAUGCUUUGGGGUUGGAACUUCCCAUGUCAUCAUUGCUGCCUCAAGACUUGGUGGAAACACAGACUUAUUCAAGCAUCUUCUUCUAUUCUUUUGAUGCUUGCCAUCCAUCUUUCCAUUGUUCUCCUGAUUACCAUGAUCAUUUACUAACUUUUUUUUCAAGGGAAUCAUUCUAGACCGGUGCCACCUGGGGUAACUGCCUUCUUUGAUUCCUUCACACACAUCUGUCACUAUGCACCAGGACUGCUCCAGACAAAUGAAAUCCUAUCUAGCCUAUUUCAUUAAUAGCAUUCCUUUAUAAUUCUGAAAAUAAUAAUGAUGAGGCCUGUAUAACAGCUGCCGCACAUUUCUUUUAAAAACAAAACAGAAAUAUUAUGUAAUGGGAACUUUCCCAAAAUCAACCAGCUAAUUCUGCUGCACAGUAACAGUCACUUGAAGUCUUUAUGUAGAACAAUAAAACAC